UAAUGUUAUUUCAUGCGGUAAAAGUAGAGCAAAUAAGAAAAGCAUAACGAUUUCUAGACAUUUAAUUAUAUCCGUCAAAGAAAACUUAAGCCUAUCAUUAAAUUAUGUUGUGAGUUUAGUUGAGAGAUCAGUUUAAUAGUUUACUCUGUGAGUAAAAACGUAUAGCGUAUUUUUAAAUAAUGAUAACCAUAUUAAUAAUAAUGUUGUCUUGUUUUUCAACAAAUUGCUCCCGGUGGUAUUCUGCGAGUUUACAGAAUAACAGUGCUGUAGAAUCAUUUAAAGAAGUUCAAAACUUUUCUCCAAUAUUGACUAUUAAUCCAGAGCAAUAUUACAUGACGGCAAAAUUUAAAGAAGGUGACACAGAGAGCAAAUAUAUAAAUUCCGAGCAUCGAAAACAAGAAGAGCAUUUCAAAAAUAUUAUACAUCAAACUCAGCAUACCUUUAAACCGAAAAGAAAGAUUUCAAGAUGCAGGGAACCACCAAGAAGAUUGAAAAAAUUUAAGACAGAAAUACCAAGAGACAGUCGUUUUCUAGAUAUAUUCGAGGUUAUUGAAUUUGAUCAUGUCCCUUGCACAUCUUCUAAUGGAUUGGAAGGAUUAUGUCUUCAUGAAUAUGACUGCCAGAAGUCAGGUGGUACUAAUAUGGGAGAGUGUGCUGAUGGCUAUGGAACAUGUUGUAUAGUGCAAUUCACAUGCGAAAGUAGAUCUGCAUCUCCCAAGGGGUGGUUUACUAAUCGAGAGUUUCCCUUACCAACCCUUGAUAGACUGUCGUGCACCAUUACUUUGGAGAAAGCAUGGCCAGAAGUUAAGCAAUUAAGACUGGAUUUUUUAACAUUUGAGUUGUUGCCUCCCAACUCUGGAAAUUGUGAACAAGACCAGUUUAUAAUAACGGGACAAGAUGUCAACAAUGUGUUACCGAUCUUAUGCGGUAUCAAUACGGGCCAACACGUUUAUGUAGAAGUUGGAAAUUCGGCAGGUCCUAUCAAUUUGUCGAUCCAAACUGUUACACCUGAGAGUCGUAUAUUUGCUAUAAAGAUUACACAACUUUUGCCAAAUAAUGCCUUAUCACCACCGUCUGGAUGUCUUCAGUAUUUCCAAGAAGAGCAGGGAUAUUUGGUAUCUUUUAACUAUCGGGACAUUUCCGAAAUAUCGAUUGGAAAAACAUCAUCUUAUCUGAAUAAUCUAAAUUAUGUCAUUUGUAUACAACGUCAACCGGGCUCUUGCAGUAUCACAUAUAAAAAUGCUGGAUACAUGCAGAUCGUUAAUUACAAUGGUGGUCUUCCAAUAUUACCACCAAGACAAGCAGGAGUAGAAAUUUUUAAUUGUCCGUCAGACUGGCUGUUAAUAUCCGCAGUACGACUUUGUGGAGAACGAUUAAAUGAUGGGUCUGCCGUUCAAGACUUCUCUUUUGAUGCACCCGUUACAGAUAGUGCUGUUGGUCCGAUAAUGGUUUGGUUUAGAUCUGAUAGUGUUUACACUGGCCGUGGCUUUAAAUUACACUAUCAGCAAAAUUUGUGCUUAAAUGCUUCAUAAAUUAUAACGGUUUCAUUAAAAAUAAUCUAAUUAUAUAAAAAGUUAUACUCCUGAAAUUAUUAUUUUAAUGUUGGUGAGGUAAUAUAAAGAAAUCGUCUUACAACCUAAUAAGUUAAAAAUACCUAUCUAUUAUAUAUUUUUAAUAGUGCACACAUUAAACUCAAGAAUAUACUUGAUAUAUAUUAUCAUAGAUUAGCCAAUAACUAUAGUGCCUAUUUUUUUUAAAUACAUUGAGUUAUAUUAUAUAGUAUUGUUAUUUAUAUUUUCUAGGUUUUGGCACUUUGGGUGUCAUUACUAUAAACAAAUAAAUUAUAAUUAAUAUCUUAUAGGUACCUGCUUUUGUUCCCAAUCAUAUAAAUUUUUUUUUUAUCUCUUUGUGUAAUUAUACAAUGUGUUUUAUACAAUUACUAUUACCAUGGUCGUUGCUCAAUACUGCCCAAUGCAUAUGUUCAGAGAAAUUCUUAUAUAUAUUUUUAGUUACUA
Molecule: messenger RNA, 2015 nt
Organism: Pieris napi
Lineage: Eukaryota; Metazoa; Arthropoda; Insecta; Lepidoptera; Pieridae
Exons: 8
Coding region: 180-1532 (450 amino acids)
Source: RefSeq, a predicted model, not a curated record